AUGUCCGUAUGUCCUAAGGUUAAUGGGAAAGACUCUUAUCCCCUUGGCUGGAACGCUCUGGACACGCCCACAGCACGAGGUAUGCGUGAGGGAGCCACCUGGCCACACCGACACCAGACGCAUUCCAUACUUCACAGUGGUAACACCAGUCCUUAUCCAUCUCUCUCAUCACAGCCACUCAUCAGUAUGACUCACGAGGAUAGCCUGAAGGAGGCAUCUGAGGCGGCAGCAAAUGAGGCUGGCACGCCCUUAGAGAAACUACAGAAUCUUCUCCUUACUCGCGGAUACACUGGUAUUCUUCGAUUCGGCAGGAUGUUUCGUAUUGUUGAUGACGAUGAAAGCAGGACCUUGAACUUAGAGGAACUGGGCGAGGCGAUCCAUAAUUUCGGCCUCGAGAUUUCCGAGGACGAGGUGGGCGAGCUCUUCAGUGCCAUGGACGAGGACGGCACUGGCACUGUUAACUACGAGGAGUUCCUUUCAAAGCUCAGGCCGGAGAUGACUGAGGAUCGUGUGGCGGUGGUGGAGGAGGCCUUUGGGGUCCUGGAUGAGUCUGGGGACGGCCUGGUCACCCUCGAGGACGUGAAGGGCAAGUACGACGCCUCAGGUCACCCCAGUGUCCUCGCAGGGAGCGCCACAGAGGACGAAAUUCUGCUCAAGUUCCUCGGCAGGUUUGAGGGCAACACCAAGCAGGAUGGUCAGGUGACCAAAGAAGAGUUCCUAGACUACUAUUCAAGCAUCAGCAAGUCUAUAGAUGAGGACGAGUACUUUAUUGAGGUUAUCAAGAAAUCCUGGAAACUGUAAUUUGAUCCAGGAACACAGUCUGAGGGUCGGUGGUCUACUGCAGGGGAAGAGUUAAGGUAGUACAUGGCUAGAGGUGGAAGAGAUGUCUGUGUUGGCUGCUGGAAGAAUCUGAAGUCUUGUGGUAAGGUCUGAGGGCGUAAUGGUUAUAUGAAUGUCUUUCCUGUUUGAGUAAUGUCGAUUUCAGGAAACACAUUUAGAAAGAUGUAAAGAAAUAUCGUAAGGAAAGUUGUCUUACACGAGGGGAAGAAUGUGAUGAAGAACAAUUGAGGAAUGAUUUAAAACCGUAGGAUAUCAGAGAAUGUGAGCAUAGGAUUUACACAGUCUGAACAAUAUCAUGAGAAAGGAACACCGAAAGUAUCAAAAGCUAAAGAUCUUAAAUUACUGAUGGCUGAGCAAGAAGUCCAACCUACGACAACAGACUGUAAAGACACGAACACUGAAGACAGGACAAGCGCACGUAAACAAAAUCGAGGGACAUAUAAAAGGAUUGUAGAUUACUGGUGACUCUUAGGGGGUAAUAAUUAUGGGAGAGUAAUAAUAAACUAGCAAUAUAAUAAGGGAGAGGAAGGCUAUAAAAGGGUGUAUAAGGGUGUAUAAGGGUGUCAGGUACAGUGUAUGGAUGAUGGUGUGGACUAAUGAAGUUGUAAGGAAUGUAAGUGUUUAUAGGCAACUGGAGACCGAGUAUGGAGAUCCAGGUUUUGAGGGCCAUAAUCUUUCGGAGAUCAAUUAGUAUGAAGAUCGGAGACUGGUCGAGGGCUAUAUGCUGUACUGGAGACCGAGUAUGUAUGUUUGGGAGAAUGAGACUCAAAGGCUACGAGAAACAGAGUAUGGAGACAGUAGACUUCAGGAGAGUUAAUUUGGAGGCAGUAGACUUAACAAAAAAUAGAAUGGAGACAGUAUAGAGACCGUGAACUAUCAAGAAACGAUGAGAUGGUUAUGGUCGAGGUGUCUAUUUAACA
Homarus americanus (American lobster) is the source of this 1760-nucleotide messenger RNA. Its product is annotated as crustacean calcium-binding protein 23-like. Bases 1 to 801 code for a protein of 266 amino acids. The record is from RefSeq and is a predicted model, not a curated record. Gene Ontology annotation, molecular function: calcium ion binding. The transcript has 5 exons. NCBI's taxonomy places the organism in Eukaryota, Metazoa, Arthropoda, Malacostraca, Decapoda, Nephropidae.